AUGCUGGUCGGGAGAAUCAGGGCUCGCCUCCACGCCUCAGUUGCUUGCAACCCCGCACCAAGGAAGGAGGGAAGUGGAGCAGCAGCAGCAGCAGCAGCAGGACCGCCCGUGCUCGUCAGCGGGAGGAACGUGAGCACCCACGGCGCACAGCCGUCCGUACCGUAUGCUCGCACGACGGAUCCGUCUGUUAGAGAGGCGGUGGCGCGUGCUUAUAGCGAGGUUGCUGGUACGUACGCCAGCUCGCUGCAUUUCGGCGGAAGUGCAGCGAGCGAGGGAUCAGAAGAUGAGGUGGCUCAGGAGGUGAGGGGACACGUGGCGGCGGAUUGCGACGAACACGAGGUAGAGCAACGCAAAAGACACGUGUCUAAAGAAGGCGAAGGACACGUGGCUGGGGGUGGGAAAGGACACGUAGCAGCAGCUGACUUGAUCACGAGUGACAAGGGUGCGCUGGGCGUGAGUGGGAGGAGCAAGGCGGUGAGGAAACCAAAGGAGCGGGUGGGGCCGGAAGUGGAGGAGUCGAAGCGGCGAAUUCUCGCGGCGUUCCUGAGAGACAUGGACGGCGCCGACAAGCCUGCCGGCCACGCGGCGAGCCCCGUGCAGGUUAAUCGGCCGGAAGAAGAGAGGCCGUCGGGGGAGAUGCAGAGUGGUGAUGUUGAUGAUGAAGGCAAGGAGAGUGGGGAGGCUGUGGGCGGUGAUGAGAUGAUGCAGGGCGGGAGAGCGGCGAGGGGUGUAGUUGACUGUGACCCUUGUGACAGUGUCGAUGAGCACUGUAACGGGGACGAGGACGGCGAGCUCGCCGGCGGCGAGGAGCACUUGGAUGACAGCGAGGAGUAUAAUAGCGAGGAUGAGUUGCACAGUGAUGGGGACGAGGCGGCGGAUAAGAGCGACGCGCCCGUGGACCUCGAGUCGCUCGUGGCCAUGAGCGGGCGCUCGCACCUCACGGGCAUGGAGGGCGCGCGAGCUGGGAAGACGAACCGGGAGUACGAACAGGACGAGGCUGCGCUUCAAGCCGACGCUACCGGAGAUGCUGUUGCCGCUGAUUCUCUCGCAGAAGCUACCUCUGCUGCCAUUCGAACCGAGUCGCUCGCCGCGAAGGCGCACAGCGCCAAGGCGGAAGGGCGUGCGGACGCGAACGCGCAGGGCGGCGCUCCCUUGUCCACUCCGCCGUCUGGCGUCCCCCCCGCCGCCUCGUCGUCCCCGUCUGGUUCCUCGAGCGACUCGCUCGCGCACUCCACGGCCGCCGAUUCCAUCGCCAUGAUCGCCUCGAGCUCGUCCGGCGACGAUUCCGGCGACUCCCCCACCAGCGACACUCGCACGAGCGAUUCCCGUUCCAGCGUCAUUCCCGCCGUAGGCAGCACCCGCCGCCUGAAUCCCGCUGAGCUGGCGGAAAGCGAUUCUGCCGCUGCGGACGGUGGGGCGAUGGGCGGGGGAAUGUAUUCGGGGGGCGCAGGGGAAGUAGGGGAAGCGGACGGCGCGGAGAGGGGCUUGGGAGGAGAUGAGCUGGAUUCUGGGAAGCUGGAUGUUGAUGUGAGCGGUGCUGACGUGGCGGAUCCUGCGGAGAUUGCGGAAAGUCAUGACGAGGGUGGCAGCGGGAGAAGGAGCAGGAAGCGGUGGGGCGAUUACGUCCCCGUGGGGAAUGAGGGAGGGGGGCGCACGCUGUGGGGCGGGGGUGGCGCGGCGGAAGGAACGGAGAUGGAGGGGAGUGCGGGCGGGGGAAGCUUGCGCUUGAGAUGGCUGGUACUGGAGGAGGAAGAGGGAGAGGAGGGGGCAGAGGAGGACGAGGAGGAAGAGGAGGAGAAGCGAGAGGAGGAAUGGGGAGGCGAGGGGGAUGAGGGGCGUGAUUCGGAAGAGAUGUGCGGCGGGAAGGCGGAUGGGAGUGAGGAGGAAAGGGAGUUGGAAGGGGAGUUUCAACCGCAUGCAUCCCUGCUCCAUGGUCCCACCGCCUUGCCUGUCCCCUCCACACCUCCGCCCUCCGUUCUCUCGCCCUCCGUCCCCUCGCCCUCACCGGCCCUCUCACACGAAACCCUGCAAGAAACGCCCCAACCCACUCCGCAGCACCACGCACUACCGGAAUCUCCCCAGUUUGUCAUGCAACAGCCAAACGAUGCCGCCUCAUUCAGGCAGACGGGCGGGCAGCAGCAGCAGCAGCAGGGCGGCAUGGUGAUGGCGGAGUGGGCGCAGCAGCACGAGUACCACCACCUGCAGCCGCCCAUGCAGCUGCCCGCCGUGCCCUCCCUGCACAGUAACCUCUCCUCCAUCAAGCGCCGCCUCUCCCCGCGCAUUCGCAAGCCCACGCGUUUCCUCACCGCCUCCCGCCCCCUCACUCCUCCGCCUUCUAACAGUGGUGCCGCUGCUGCUGCUGCUGCUCCUGCUGCUCCAGUUGCUGGAGCUGGCGCUGGUUUGUGCAUCGCUGCUGGUGCUCCAUUUGCUGUUGUUGCUGCAGGUGCUUCUUCUGCCGGUGCUGCUCUUGGCUACCCUCCUUUUUCUGCUGCUGCUGCUGCCAAUGUAGGUGGUGGUGGUGGUGGUGGGGGAGUCAUGUCAGACUGCAACAGGGCUGUUGAGGAUAAAAUCCAACACACUAUGUCACUGGCACCACCAACAGCGCAGCUCAUGGGGUCAUCAUCGCCGUCUGCCCCACAAGCCGCCACCACAGCUCUCUCAAACUCCAUCACUCGCUCACCCGUGUGCUCCAGCCAAGAGACGGCGCCUGCCAGCGCCACCCAUGUGAUCGAUCUCGAGGAGUGCUGCCAGUCAGGUGAAUCACGGCCGUCGGAUGAAUCCGGGCCGUCGACUGACUCGAUGUGGUCAGCUGAAUCCAGAGCGUCAGCUGGAUCUGAAUUGUCAGCUGAAUCUAGGCCGUCAGCUGAAGAUGAAACUUUCGUUAAAACUGAUCCUUCAAUCAAAACUACGGCGUCAGCUGAAUCUCGCCCGUCAGCCGAAUCUGGACCGGCAGUGAAAUCUGGGCCGUCAGAGGAGGUACCAGCGACCGAGAGGAAUGUGAUGGACGGAGGAGAUAGCAGUCUCUCGGGUGCUGCUGGUGUGGCUGCACACAAACGUGACUAUAACGAGCGGUACAGUGCUACGGUGGCCGGUGCAGAGAGCAGGAGUGAUGUUGAGAGCAAAAAACGAGAGCUGAGCAAGGGGUUUGGGAUUGAGGGUGUGGAUGCGGAGGAAGGAACGCUCGACCGGGAGUGGCUCGACGCAGUGGGCGUUAGAGAGACGGGUGGGAGCAGUGAAGGGGAGAUGAGCAAGGGGUAUGAGAUGGCAGGUAAGGAGAGGGAAGAGGGAAAGUUUGACCGUGCAUGGCUCGACGCAUUGGGGUUUAGCGAGACAGGUGGAGGGAGGGCUGGAGAGUGGGAAGAGGGAAGGCAGGAGGGAGGGGAGGAGAGGGAAAAGGAGGAAUGGAUGGAGGUAGAAGAGGAGGGAGGGGAGGAGAGGGAAAAGGAGGAAUGGAUGGAGGUAGAAGAAGAGGAAGGGGAGCUUUUCUCUGUAUAUGGCAGUGGUACGAGGCAGCACCCCUCCAAUGAGGAGGAUAGGAAUGGGAAUGAGGAUGGGAAUGAGGAUGGGAAUGGGGAUGGGAAUGGGGAUGGGGAUGGGGACAGAAGCGAGGAUGGGCAUGAGGAUGAGAACGAGGAAGAGAACGAGGAUGAGAACGAGGAAGAGAACGAGGAUGAGAACGAGGAAGAGAACGAGGAUGAGAGUAAGGAUGAGGCGGAGCGUGUGUUUAUCGAGAUGGUGGGAGGGGAGGGAGUGGCGGCUGGACGAGAAUGGGACAGGGCGAAGGGAGCGGGGGAGAGGGAGGAGGAGAGUGGAAGCGAUGAUGUUAGCGCUGGUGCGCGUGGCACUGCGUUCUCUUCUCAGCCACUCGCAAUUCCCCCCCACGCGCUCCACUCAACGCCAGCUGCCAUUUCCUCCUUCUGCACGUCCCUCCUCUCCCCUCCGCGCCCUCUCCCCUCCGCCGUCCCUAGCCGUGGCGGGGGAGGGAAACCAACAGCAGCUGGAGCAGCAGAUGAGGCUACGUCUGCUGGAGCUGCAGCUGGCAAGAGCAGAAAGGCGGAGGUUGAGGAGAGGCAGGAGGAGGUUGAGCAGGCGGCUGGUGGGAGAGACUGCGAGACCUGGCCGCAGGAAGGCGUUGCCUUUGCUCCUGGUGGCCAGGGCGGGUGCUCUGGGGAAAGGUUGACAGCGAGCUGUGCGAGUAGCGGAGGCGAGGAUGGUGGUAGAGAGGGCGUUGAAGAUGAGGGUGCAGAGGGGAGCGAGGUGAGCAGCGGUGCAGAGGGGUGGAAGUUGGAAGCAGGCGGGGAUGAGAAGGGGGAGAGACGCGAGAGGGAGGAGAGUGGAAGUUCUAAGAGUGAGGAGAGACAAAUUGGGGAAGGGGAGGGUAAAGCAUCAGAAUGUGAAGACGAUGCACUAGGCAUGGAUGGAAGCGCAGAUGAGAAGGGAGUGACUGCAUUCGAGGAAGAAGAGGCAAAAGACGAGGAGGAUGUUGAGGGGGUGGAGGAUGAGGAGGAGGAAGUGAGAAGCGGAGGUGCAAGCGGGGACGAGCCAGCGAGUUCGGACGAGGUGACAGAGGAGUGCGAGGGCGCGCAGGAGGAGUGCUCCAGCGACGCAGAGGCAGCGCGUGAGGUUGCACUGCAGGGUUCACAGGAGUCGAGUGAGGGAGUCGAAGAAGCAUCUGCGGAGGCAGCAGCAGCAGCAGCGCGCGCAUGGGGAGCCGCCUUUGGGGUUGACCUCGCUAGUCAGGAGCACGAGGAAUGGAAGGGGAGGAGGCAGGGAGAGGACGUGUUUGAGGAGAUUAGCGCCUGGGGUACUGCCUCUGGGGUUGUGGGCUUUGCCGCAGCAGGUGAAAUCAACCCCUUCCGCCCCCCUGUGCGCCGCCUGGUUCCCUCUGCCUCCUCCCCUGCCCUCCUACUAACCUCCCUUCUAAUCAACCGCCCAGCCUCCCCCUCCUCCUUCCCCAUCCGUCCUCCUUCCCCCAACGACCCCACUCGCCCGGCCGCUCCUGGCCCCUACUCCUCCCACCCCUCCUCCCCCACUGCUUUCUCCGCCCAUCAUAGCCGCCCAUCUUCCCCCAGCUCCGCCCAUCACAGCCGCCCGUCUUCCCCCACCUCCGCGCAUGCCAGCCGCCCGUCGUCCCCCACCAUUCCCCUGCCCGACCGCCCAUGGCUGAAAAGCUCUCUCCGCCGCAGCCUAGAGCGCGCCCAAGCCGCCCAGCUUGCAGCCGCCGCCCUGGCAGCCGUUGAGAGGGCGGAUGCUGGUGCGGCGGGGGAAGGGGCGGAGGGUGUGGCUGUGGGGGAGGGGGUGGAUGGAGAUGGAAUGGGGAGCGCGGAUGGCAUGGGUAUUAGAAGUCGUGGGGAAGGAGGAGUGGAUGUGGAGAGGCGAGAGCAGGAGGAGAAGCAGGAGAAGCAGGGGGAGGAGAAUCAAGAGGAGGAAAAGCAGGAGGAGAAGCAGGAGAAGCAGGGGGAGGAGAAUCAAGAGGAGGAGAAGCAGGAGGAGAAGCAGGAGAAUGAUAAGCAGGAGAAUGAUAAGCAGGAGAAUGAUAAGCAGGGGGGAGAGGGAAGAAACGAUGUGGUGAGUGAGUGCAACCUUGAUGCUGACACACGCUCAGACCCUUCAGUACAAGAGGAGUGCGGUGGCACGUCUGCCUCUACCGACAUGUUCCACUCCACGCAAAAAGCCAGCCAGAGCACCGGUGCUGCUACUGCCAGUGCCAGCGCUGGUGCUGGUGCUGCCAUCGCUGCUACUGGUGUUGUAUCUGGCACCCCUGUUGCUUAUCUGGUCCCUGUGGAAGAAUCUGCAGCUGUAGAGGCUGCUGAAAGCACAGCUGCUGCUGCUGCUAAUCCUAUCGUUGCCAACAACCCCAUGGCUCAUCCCAUUAAGGGAAACGCGAUGGGUACCACUGGCGUGGCAGCAGGUGGCAGCGUGGCAGGGCAGCACUGGCAUGUGAGCAGUGUGGUCGGGACCGCGAUGGGGAGUAGAGGAGCGCGUGUGGAGGGCAGGGACAGCCGUGUCAACAGCAGGGCCAACCACGUGGAGAACAAACCCGCCCACGUGGGUGCUCAGUCUCACCCUCAGCGCACCCCUCCCACUCCCCCAGGUGCCCCUGCAGGUGCCCCCCCAGGUGCUCCCGCAGGGGGCCCAUCAGGUAGCCCCACAGGCAUAGCCAAUGUGCACGCUGCACAGGCGCACCCAGGUGUGAGGGAGAGGCAGAGCCCACUUGCUGCGCCAGUUCCUGCCAUGCCUCGUCUGCCAUUCAAGCUCUCCACGAGAAAGGGAUUGGGCUCUGCUGCUCAGAAUGCCACACCUCCUGCUGUUGCUGCUGCUGCCUCUGCUCCUCCUGCUGCCUCUGCUGCUCCUCCUGCUGCCCCUGCUGCUGCUGCUGCUGCUACCCCUCGUGCUCCUGCUGCUGUUCCGGUGGCACAGCAGAAGGCACAGCGCGGCACCACAGGCAUGGGUGGUACCGCAAGGGCAGGGGGAAGGACAUGUGCAGUGACAGGAGCAGCAACGAGGAGAAGUGUGAGCGGGACAAAGGGUGGGGUAGGAACGGGAGGUAUGGUAGAGAUGGGAGAUGGCGUGGGAGCAGGAGGAGGGGGCGUGCAGGGGGGGGCAGCGGGGGAGGUGGAGGAGAGCUGUGGCUCGUGCAGCAUGGCGGUGAGCAACAGUGUGAGGCACAGCCCGGGGGCGAGGCCCCACCCCAGUGCGAGGAAGCCUGACAGUGUGGCACAGAAGAGCCCAGCAGCAGGGCAGAGAAUGGGGUGGAAGAGGCAAGAAGGUAAGGCCACGGCAGUGGGAAGGUCUGUAGCUGCAUCCGCUGCAAAGCGUGGUGGUUCUGCUUCAGCUUCUGCGUCUGCCUCUGCUGCCGCCUCUGCUUCGGCCUCUGCAGUAGCAGCAGCUGCUGCCGGUGCUGGAGGUGUGAAGCGAGUGUCAACUGUUGGAGUGAAGGGGGCUGGAGGGGCAGCAGCAGCGGGGGCAGCAGUGGCGGGGGGGUCUAAUGGAGCGGAAUCGGCUGUGGGUGGGUCAGAGACUGGCGAGGAAUGGAGCAGCUCCGGUAGCAGCUUCGGGAAGGGAGGGGCGGGCGGAGCGGGAGGAAGAGGAGUAGGUGCAGCAGGGAGCAGGCAGACGGCUCCAGAGAAACAGCAGCAACAGCAGGGUUCAGUGUCUGCCUUGCAUCAAUCACAGAACUCUGCAAUGGUGCAGCAGCAGCAGUUUCUGCAGACACUGGCGUUCGGGCCAGAGUGGGUAGCAAGGAGGCGGGAGAAGGAAGAGCAGAUGCAGCAGCAGAAGCUCGCAGCGGAGAGCAAAGGGCAGGUGGCAGGGGGUGGUGGCAGUAACGUGCAUCAGCCGUUCAGCCGGCCGUUGUUUGGCGAGAGGAACGUGAGCCCGCUGAGAAUGGCAGCACCGGUGGCUCAAGGUGAUGCCAGGACACAACCACAGCAGCAGCAGCAGCAUGGGGUGGGUUCUGCAGGGAAAUUUGAGAGAAAUUUGUUUCAUCAGACAAACCCCAAUGGCUUCCCUGCACCUUCUCCUGCUGCUGCUGCUCCUCCUCUUGCUGCUACUGCCUCCAGAUACUCCUCUGGGUCUGCUGACGCAUCACCCCGCCAUCCGCCCCCCUCCAACCCCUUCCUCCACUCACUCGCCCCCAGUAGCGCUGCCACCAGCACCUCCACCCCGCCUCUCUCCCCACGCGCACCUCCAGGCACCUCUGCCAACCAUGCUCUCCCUCCUCUCAGGUCCAACCCCACGUCUCCCCGUGUCUCAGCUGUGGGUGGUGCUGCCGCGUCUCUCUCCCCGCCGCCCUCCCCGCGCUCAUUCCACGUGCUGCAGUUCGCCAUGGGGGGCUCUCCCAAUGCCAGCCCCAUGCACCCCCUGGCGUCCUCGCUCUCUGGUGCUGCUCACAGCCCCACUGUGGGACCCUCUCCCGCUGCACCCCGCAGCCCCACUGUGGGCCCCUCCUGUCUUGCGCCGCGCAGCCCUGCCCAUCCGUCUACCCUGCCUCAUGCCCCCCCUGGCCCUGCACCCCCUACGCACCCCACUGCACCGUUUCAUACUCCUGUGAGUCCGAGGCAUGGUGGCAUGGCUCCAUGUCCGCCCACCCCUCAACAUCCGACACAACAAGCGGUGAUGCAUGGAGGAUUGCAUCCAUUUCAUCCUUCCAGUAUGCAUGGUGGCGUGUCGCUUUCUCCUUCCACACCUCCCCACCCGACACAGCAAGGAAUGGUGCACGCAAUGCGGGGCAGCACGAAUCAAACUGUUGUGACAGGCAAUAUGCAGCAGCCUGGUUACCAUGCACAGCAGUACGUGCAGCCUGUGCCACUUCACCAGCAGCAACAGCAGCAACUGCAGCAGCAGCAGCAGCAGCAGCAGAGCCCAUACCGCAAUCGGCCAUGGCUCCAGCAGGAGAAUCGGCAGCCAUUCAUUGCAGGGCCCAGCCCCAGUCCACCCCGAUCGCCUUCCCCACAUGCCAUGGCUGCCAUGCCCUUCGUCUCGGGACCCAGCCGCAGCCCUGCAUGCACGCCUGUCGCCAGCCACACUCCACCAGCAGCAGCAGGACCAUUCGUCCCUGCUGCCUACCACACUCCACAAGCACCAGCAGGGUUGCUCGCCCCUGCCCCUGCUGGCUACAUUGGCAGCCCAAAUCGCUGCGUUUCCCCCGUCCCCUUCUGUCCCUCGGGCAGCCCAAGGCAUGCUGCUCCCAUGUCCCCCAAUGCUGCUGGCUCUGCCAGCCCUGCCGGCGCUGGCACGCCUGACAAAGCUACCACUUCGUCGCGCUAUGCCUCCCCGCUGCCGGCUCGAGGGCCGGGGAGUGAUGCAGUGGGAGCGGGGUCAGGAGCAGGGGUUGCAGCAGUGAGGGGAGGAGUGGGUGUAGUGGGUGGCACAGGGGCAGGAGGACCAGCAGGGAGUGUGGGAGGGAGUGGGGGAGGUGGUAAGGCAGUGGCAGCACAGGCAGGGGUUGGAGGAGUGCUGACAUCAUCAUCAGCCAUGAAUGCACGACAGGGACUCGUCGGAGGGCCAAUUGCUCCAGCAGGUGUGCCUGGUACUGGUGCAGUGCCGUGCUUGGGCCCUUCUCCUAUCAGCGGUACAGCAGUGAGGGCACCGCAUGCCUCUAAGGUGACACAGCAGCAGCUUCCCGGCCAAGCAACUCCGCCAAAUGGACCAGUGAUUCCUCCUCUUAGCAGCUCCACCACACGCAGGUGGUUUGGUCAGGACUACCAGUGGGUGCCGCUUUUCCUGUUUUAUCGUGCGCCAGGCGGAGCGGGGUUCGUGGGGAGUCAUCUGGUGGACAGGCUGAUGGAGUGCGGCGAUCACAUGAUCGUGGUAGCCAAUCUCUUAUCCCCUUUCUGUCCACUGCUCUCUGUUCCACCUUUCUCUCCUCCACGCCUCUCCCCUCCACGCCUCGCCAGGCGGAGCAGGGUUCGUGGGAAGUCAUCUGGUGGACAGGCUGAUGGAGCGCGCCGACCACGUGAUAGUGGUGGACAAUUUCUUAUCCCCCUCGUUCCCUGCCCAUUCCAUCUCAGGCGGGGCUGGCUGUGUGGGCAGCCACCUGGUGGACCGGCUGAUGGAGCGCGGCGACCACGUGAUAGUGGUGGACAAUCUCUUUUCCUCCUCUCUCCCCUGCCCCCUGUCACUAAUUUCCACCGCUCUCCACCCCACCAAACCCAUCUCACCCACACGCCAGGCGGAGCGGGAUUCGUGGGGUCGCACCUGGUGGACAGGCUGAUGGAGCGGGGCGACCAUGUGAUAGUGGUGGACAAUUUCUUAUCCCCCUCGUUCCCUGCCCAUUCCAUCUCAGGCGGGGCUGGCUUUGUGGGCAGCCACCUGGUGGACCGGCUGAUGGAGCGCGGCGACCACGUGAUCGUGGUGGACAACUUCUUCACGGGGCGCAAGGAGAACGUGCAGCACCACUUCGGCAACCCGCGCUUCGAGCUCAUCCGCCAUGACGUGGUGGAAGGGCUGCUGCUCGAGGUCGACCAGAUCUACCACCUUGCCUGCCCCGCCUCGCCUGUUCAUUAUAAGCACAACCCCAUUAAGACGAUCAAGACGAAUGUGGCGGGGACGAUGAAUAUGCUGGGGCUGGCGAAGCGAGUGGGGGCGAGGUUCCUGCUGACGAGCACCAGCGAGGUGUAUGGGGAUCCGCUGGAGCACCCACAGACAGAGGAGUACUGGGGCAAUGUGAAUCCCAUCGGGGUGCGCAGCUGCUACGACGAGGGCAAGCGCGUGGCGGAGACAUUGACAAUGGACUACCACCGCGGCGCGGGCGUGGAUGUGCGCAUUGCUCGCAUCUUCAACACGUACGGCCCGCGCAUGUGCAUUGAUGAUGGCCGCGUUGUCAGCAACUUUGUUGCACAGGCCCUGCGCAAGGAGGCGAUGACGGUGUAUGGCGAUGGGAAGCAGACGCGCUCCUUCCAGUACAUUGACGAUCUGGUGGAGGGGCUCAUGAGGCUCAUGGAUGGAGAGCACGUGGGGCCGUUUAACCUUGGGAACCCGGGAGAAUUCACGAUGCUGGAACUCGCUGAGGUGAGCGCAUGGUUCCCCUCAAGCAGAGGGGCUCAUGCGAGUCAACGCUCUAUCUAUGUGAGUCGACGCCUCAUGGAGGAGGAGCAUUUGGGGCCCUUUAACCUCGAAACUCCUGGGGAAUUCACCAUGCGUGAGUUGGCCGAGGUAGUGCGUGAGGUGAUAGACAAGACGGCAGGCAUUGCCGUUCAGGAGAUUUCAGCCGUGGUGCGGGAGGUGAUAGACAAGUCAGCCAGCAUAGCUUUUCAGGAGAACACGGCGGACGAUCCGCACAAGCGCAAGCCCGACAUCACACGAGCCAAGGAGCUGCUGGGGUGGGAGCCCAAGGUGGCUCUGCGCCAGGGCCUGCCCCUCAUGGUCGAGGAUUUCCGGCGCCGGCUGUUUGGAGAUGUGAAGGAGAGCCGGCAGAGCAUUGCUGCUCAGGAGGAGGCGAAAUGA
Closterium sp. NIES-65 is the source of this 10947-nucleotide messenger RNA. The record is from the annotation of a GenBank genome assembly. Lineage: Eukaryota; Viridiplantae; Streptophyta; Zygnematophyceae; Desmidiales; Closteriaceae.